Parnassius apollo (apollo) is the source of this 1740-nucleotide messenger RNA. NCBI's taxonomy places the organism in Eukaryota, Metazoa, Arthropoda, Insecta, Lepidoptera, Papilionidae. The record is from the annotation of a GenBank genome assembly.
AUGCAUACCCAACAACCGCCGCAGCUACAAUCACUGCCCACACCCGCACCGGCGCCAACGGUCGCCGUAACCGGGGUGACCCUGACAGUACCGGCAAACAACCCCAUCGAGCGCACAGAGCGUCCGAAGAAAAAGAGGAAAGGGAGGAAGAAGAAGAAGGCAGCCGCACUGGAUGCAGUAGUAGGCACGUCUACUCCACUUCCUCCCCCUAUUGCUACCACGCAGCAGCGGCCACAGCAGCCGCGCCAAGCGCCCUUCCCUGCUCCCAUCCAGAGUGUUCAAACAACUAACCGCCAACCCCGAGAGCCAUCCCAAAGACGGACCAUAGAGACCGGACACCAACAACAAACACAAAACGUAAUACCAUCCACCUUAGAAGAGGCCCUCGCACAGCUGGUGGGAGUGGUUAUCAAAAUCCUGGGAGAGGUCUUAACAGCAAUGGCCACAGGUACCAACCCACUAGCGGCAAUUCUCACUGCCUUAGCUCAACUGUCGAACAUCAGCAGAGGGCAAGGCAAGAUGAGUGAAGGAGAGAAAGCUAUGGUUGAUAAGUCGGAGAGUAGUUCUUUUGAAGACCUAGCUUCGGCUGCAGCUCACGAAAUAGAAGAAGCUAAGCUGGCGGAAGCGGCCGCUGCGGAAAAAGAAAAGUCCGUUGAGUUGCCAAAAGAUGAGUGGCAAGAUGUUUUGGGAUCAGGAGCACUGCUCAAAAAGAUAAUAAAACAGGGUGAUGAAUCAGAAGGUUUAAGACCACAAAGAAGUGAUAUUUGCAGGAUUAGUUAUGAAAUUAAGAUUAAGAAUGGUAAUGGAGAUGUUUUAGAAAAGAGGGAUCAAGUUAAAACAUACUUAGGUGAUAAUGAAGUCCUUCAAGGAUUAGAUUUAGCAUUGACCCUUAUGUAUAAAGGAGAAGCUUGUCUUCUCUAUAUGGCUCCACGUUUUGGUUAUGGAGAUUAUGGUCUAAAACCUGGUGACAGCUUGGGCUUAGUAGGUGAAGUUGAUGGACUUAAAUAUGAUGGCCCAGUAAUCGGACCAGAUACAUGGCUGGAAGUCAAACUUGAGCUCCACGACUGGGCAGAAGAACCUGAACAUGAAACCUUGUCUAUGGCUGAACGGAUGGAAAUUGGUACCCGUCGUCGUACUCGAGGUAACUGGUGGUAUGGCCGUGGUGAGUCACAACUAGCUAUUCAGCUAUACCGUCGCGCACUUGACGUAUUAGAUGAAAGUGAGGGUGGUAUAUCAGAUCCCACACCCUCUGGUGAUUUUGCACCUACCUCAGAUGCUUUGCAAGACCUGUUGGAGGAACGUCUUAGGGUCCAUAACAACAUGGCUGCGGCUCAAUUAAAGGCUGGUGCUUAUGAUGCAGCAUUACAGGCUGUGACAAGAGUUCUGACUUGUCAACCUAAAAAUGCAAAGGCACUUUAUCGCAAGUCCCGAAUUCUAUCGGCGAUGGGUCGAAACUCAGAGGCUUUGGAAGCAGCCAAAGCUGCAGCUGCUGCCGCACCUGAGGACUCCGGGGCCCGUAAGGAGCUACAGCGUUGUGAACUGAAGGCCACCAGGGACAGAUCUGUUGAGAGACGUCUCGCCCAGCGCAUGCUGGGCGCUGUACACCACCGUAAGCCUGAAUCAUCGCCAGAUAAAAAACCUUCUAGAGCUAAAAUGUUCGUUUGGGUAAACAGGAAGACGUGUGAAAAGGAAAACAAAAUUCCACUAAUGUUAUUGCGGGAAAAGGUGCACUUAAGCUAA